GGAUUCUUGGCAUUCCUGAGGCGAGGGCCCUCUGACUUCUGCAUCUCCCUCGUAUUCCACGAGUUAGCGUGUUUUUGCGGAAGGGUGUGUCCGCAUUGUGUGCGUUCUUUUUCACGGGAAAGGCUUAGAAUGGCACCUCAGACAUUUCUCCUUAUUCCCACUUUGCAUCGGAUACAGUUUAUAUCGCUUCCAUACGGCGACAGCUUUAUGGGGAGAUCCGUGCUGCGAUAAAACUGUCGUGGUGAGUUUGCAUUAGCAUCUGCGGUUGACAGAAGAAAAGCUGUUACAGCUUUUAUCUUCUGUUUUUCUCUUUAGCAUCUAUAAUCCUCAUAAUCAUGGAGCCAUAUAUUGCUGGUUUUAAGCACGUACAGCAGGACUGUGAAGUCACUCUUGAACUUGCAAGUGAGGAGACUCAAAAAACUAGAAAUGCACAAAAUUCUAGGACGGGAUCUUAUGGUGUCAGCAUUAGAGUCCAAGGAAUUGAUGGACAUCCUUACAUAGUACUAAACAAUACAGAAGGAUGUUUGUCAGAAAAUCUCCCUCCUGGAAAAGAACAACAGGUCAUUUCUCAGGCUGUAAGCAAGCCAGCCACAGACUCCAAUACUGCUUUUAAGUUGGAAGACAAAAACAGUGAACACAAAAAGUUUCCUGGAAUGCAGCAUAUGCAACCCUGUAUGCUUAAAAGCCUAAAGAUAACCAAUCUGGAUGAAAAGGAAAACGAAAUAUCAGAUUUUAAAGAUGGAACAAUGAAGUCCUCCAGUUUGUUGAACUUUCAAAGACAUCCUGAACUUUUACAGCCUUAUGAUCCUGCAAAAGGUAACUUAAACUUGGAUAAUUACCCACCUUCUGUGUGCAGUAAAUCUAAGUCUUUUGCAGAUGAAAAACCUGAAGCAAAGCCUUGGAUUUCCUCAUCUAAAGUAGUGUCACUGCAGAAAGCAAAUACAUAUAUUGCAGAGACAACCAAAGCAAAUUCAAAAAAGAUACAUUUGAACAGGUCAGUAGAAGUAGAAGACCAAAAUAAGCAGCUGUUGGAUUGUCCCAGUAGCACAGUCAGCCCCAACGAAGCGUGUGUUUCAGAAGCGUUUUCAUCUGCAGGAGGAUCCCCAUGUGUUAGUCCCACAGUUUAUCCAGAGACAAGAAAACCUCGACCAGAUGUUCUUCCCUUCCGCAGACAAGAUUCAGCUGGGCCAGUGCUGGAUGACUCACGAAGGUCCUCCUCCUCCUCAGCUACUCCCACUUCUGCAAAUUCCUUAUACAGAUUUCUACUUGAUGACCAAGAAUAUGCGAUUUAUGCAGACAAUGUUAAUCGGCAUGAAAACAGAAGAUACAUCCCAUUUUUGCCUGGAACUGGUCGUGAUAUUGACACUGGUUCACUUCCAGGAGUAGAUCAGCUAAUCGAAAAGUUUGAUAAGAAAGUUGAUCCUCACAGAAGAGGUAGGUCAGGAAAAAGGAAUAGAAUUCAUCCAGAUGAUCGUAAAAGAUCAAGAAGUGUUGAUAGUGCCUUGUCAUUACGGCUCGAUGUAAAUUCGGAUUGUUUAGAUGAGUUCAGUAAAAGCUUGGGUAAGUCUACUGAGCAAUUGCUGAGACCAUCUAAGGUUUGCCUUCACAAGCAGUUAUCCGGAGAUCAAAAGUCACCUUCUAAAGAGAUUAAGAUUUCCGCUCGAAGUAUUGGAAAACUGCAAAUGCCCGUUAAAGACACUCAGAGCAGCAAUUUCAAUUCUUUGCAAUACCAUAAACAAAAUGGAGCUGAUACCCAGAGCUUAAUAUUUCGGUCAUCUACGCUCCCAGGACAGAGUAAGAGAGAGGAAGUCAGAACAGUAACUUCUACCUUGUUGCUGCCACCAAACCGAAUCACGAUUCCGCCUGAUUCGGGAGCCAAGAUGAGCUCUGUAAAAACAUUAUCAUCCAUCCCUAAUGCACAGGCAACUCCUGAUCUCUUAAAAGGCCAGCAAGAUCUUGCACAGCAAACGAAUGAAGAGACUGCUAAACAGAUACUUUACAAUUACCUUAAGGAAGGAAGUGCUGAUAAUGAUGAUGCGACAAAGAGGAAAGUCAACUUGGUUUUUGAGAAAAUUCAGACUUUAAAGUCAAGAGCUGCUGGAAAGACGCAGGUUUCAGAUUCUUCGGCUGAAGUAAAAGCAUUGGUGGAACAAAAAGCAGAACUUGAAAGGAAAGUGGAAGAAUUAGAAAAAAAACUGGAUCUAGAAAUUAGGAAUCAGCAAAAUUCCAAAGAAGAAAGAGAUGCUACACGAGCAAGCCUGAAAGAUCUUCAAUUGCAGCUUGAUGAAAGUAUAUGUGAAAAAGAAGCCUUAAAAAAGCAGCUGGAAGAAAGUGAGAAGGAACUCAGGCAAAACCUAGAGGAGCUUUUUGAAGUGAAGAUGGAGCAAGAACAACACCAGACUGAGAUCAGAGAUCUUCAAGACCAGCUGUCUGAGAUGCAUGAUGAACUGGAUAAUGCAAAACAUACUGAUGAAGGGGAGAAGGAGGUUCUGAUUGAGGAGCUGAUGCAAAUGAAGCAGGAUCUACAAGAAGUAUUAAUAGCGAAAGAUCAACAAGAAGAGAUUUUGAGAAAGAGAGAGAGAGAGCUUACAGCUUUAAAAGGAGCACUAAAAGAAGAAGUAUCUAGCCAUGACAUGGAGAUGGAUAAACUUAAAGAGCAACAUGAUAAGGAAUUGCUCAAUCUACAGCAGAGCCUGGACAAAGCGACAGAGAGUGCUGCUGUCCUCGCCAGUGAAAGAAAUGCUGCACAAGAGGUGCGGAAUUGUAUAGAAAACCAAGUCAAAGAGCUGACUGAGGAAAAUGAACAGUUGAAGAGAACAGUUGAUGAGCUAGAGAGUAAAAUUGUAGAAUUGCAUGAACAAAUUGAUCAUAUGAAAGGAGAAGAAAAUUCAGUGAAGGAAAAAAUAAAGAGAUAUGAGGAAGAGAAGCAACAAUUAGAAGAAGCUUUGAAACGUGCUGAAAAUGAGGCAAAAGAAUUGGUAGUGCUAAAAGGGUCUUUGGAAAACCAACUAGAAGAUAUGCAGGAGAACAUCCGUUGUAUUUCGGAGGAACGGCAACAGUUAACUCAGCAGUUAAAAGAUGAAACUCACCAGAAGGAGCAGUUAAAGCAGAUAAAGAAUGAAAUGGAGAAUGAACGAUGGCAACUGAACAAAACUGUUGAAAAGUUACAGGAGGAGAUAUCUGAAAUGGCAGAGGUCUCAAGAACCUCAGCUCUGGAGCUUCAGAGCCAACUUGAUGAAUACAAGGAGAAAAAUCGCCGGGAACUUGCAGAUGUGCAGAGACAAUUAAAAGAGAAGAACCUUGAGAUAGAAAAAUCGCGCCUGACAACCAUGAGAAUGCAAGAUGAGAUGCAUCUUAUGGAAGAAAACUUGAGGGACCACCAGAGAGCUCAGGAUGAGGCAAUAACAAAAACUCAGUUGCUGGAACAGACUGUGAAAGGCUUGGAGUAUGAGUUGGAAGCCAAAACCCACUUAAAAGAUGAUCGGGCGAGACAAAUCAAACUAAUGGAGGACAAGUUAUCUCACCUGGAACUUGAGCUUGAUGAAGAAAAAACGAAUUCGGAUUUGUUGUCUGACAGGAUCAGUAGAUGCAGAGAACAGAUUGAGCAAAUGAGGACAGAACUACUUCACGAAAGAGCUAUAAAGCAAGAUUUGGAGUGUGACAAAAUUUCAUUGGAAAGACAGAACAAAGACUUGAAGAGCCGAAUCCUUCACCUGGAGGGUUCUUACCGGUCCAGUAAAGAGGGACUUGUUGCUCAAAUGGAAGCAAGGAUCACAGAGCUGGAAGAACGGCUUGAAAAUGAAGAGAGGGAUAGAGCAAAUUUCCAACUAAGUAACCGCAGACUUGAGAGAAAAGUGAAGGAGUUAAUGUUGCAAGUAGAUGAUGAACAUCUCUCCUUGACUGACCAAAAGGACCAGUUGAGUUUGCGUUUGAAAGCAAUGAAACGUCAAGUUGAAGAAGCUGAAGAAGAAAUAGACAGACUGGAAAGUGCUAAAAAGAAACUCCAGCGAGAACUGGAAGAGCAACUAGACAUGAAUGAACAACUGCAAGGACAGCUUAACUCUGCGAAGAAGGAAUUAAGAUGUUCUCCAACUCUUUCCAGGGUGCUCCAGUGCCUAAACCUUCUUUCUGAGAUCAGUCUGCUGAAUAAAGUCACUGAGGCAGGGAAUAAAAAAUGGAAAAAGGUGGUGGGACUCAACACUCUUCUAAUUUGUAGUAAUAAAAAUUUCCUGCUAAGGACUGAGAGACUGAAGAAGUCACCAAGUAAAGUGUUGGCUGAUUCUGAUGAUGAUGAUGAUGAUGAUUUCAGCACGGAUGGUGAUAGUCUCUGUGAAGUACCUUCAGGAAAUGACCUUACAAAAGAUGACGACACAGAAAUCUAAAGAAGUAUCAAAUCUGUGGUUCCUUGGAAGUCCUGGAAGAAUAACAUAAAUUAUCAAGAAGCUGGAUGUUCUAGAAGCCAAAUGACAUAAAGGGAUGUAAGAGUUGGAAAUACAAUGUUUUCAUCCAUACUGUGCCAUUUUCUUAUUUAGCUCUCUACUGUUUAUGAUAGAAAACAGGAUUGCAUUAUAAAACAGCUAUAAAACACGGAGAUAGAUGUGUAUAUAUAAAACCACUACUGAAAACAUGGGGAUAAUGUUUCACAUUGGAAAGGAGAUUUUGCUAAAAUUCUGUUUAAGUAAAAAGCCAUUUGAAAGUAGUUCAAAAUUAGUUUGUAGUUAUUAAAAGCUUUUCCCUAAAAUUAAGGAAACCACAGAAGAUUAUUUAAUAAUUGUAAGUAGGGGGAAAUGAUGUAUAAAAUGUAAAUAUUUUAAACCUGAUCUUUUUAUUGACUACUUUAGUACUGUUUUGUAAAGUUUCAAAUAUUAUAUAAAUCAGUUUGGUAUGUGAAGUACUUAAAUUUAUACUGAAUGGUAUAUUUGGGUUUCAACUUAGAAGAAAACAAAUGAAAACGAAUACAUUUUGUGCGUUACAGACCAGAUUCACCGUUCCUGAGCCAGGAAGUACGUUCCCAUUUUAAAACACUGCAAGUUUCAUCGUAUGUAUUCAGUGUAUUAGAGAUCAAAUGUUAAAUGAAAUGACUUUCAAAGGACCGUCACCUCUGCGUGAUGAGUGAGGCUUGCCUACAGCUUCCUUGUAAACGGUGUCUGGGAGGCUUUCUGUUCUCAGCAGGGAGGGAGGGGAAUGAGGGCAGCUCUUACGUGGCAGCUUUCCCUUCCUAAAGGGGACUCCUGCUGCCGGGGCAGAACAUUACAGGCCUGCUGACGUGAGGAAUCGGGACAGACUUUCCUUAAAGUCUCUAAGGAGUCCCACUCGUUCCAGUAAAAUUACUUGUGGUCUUCGAAUCAAGUACAUGCUUAAAUCUCUUCAUCAAUUGAUCCAAAGGUUUUAUGCACCUGGCACAAAAUUGCAUUAAGGAAACACAAGGCAUGUAAUCUGUUUUUUCUUCUUAAGCUGUUCGUGGGCAUCCGUUUGCGAUAUGUUGCAGUGUGUGGUCAUAUAUGCAAAUAUACAUUAGUUUUUCAGUUUACAGAAGUAUUUGCAUUUUGGGUGAUCCAUCUGUUCAGCAAACUUUGCGGGAAAUUUAAAAGAAAAAAAGUAUUGCAGAUUUUAUUUUAAAGCAUUUUCCAUUUUACUGCAAAAAAAUUUUUUUUGCCAUUUAUAUUACACCAGUCUGGUUUUGUUCCUCUGCAAAUCUAGAAUUCAAAGGAAUGGGCACUACUACAGAAUUCUGUGAAUAAACCAUAGCUAAGUCCUGGCUGAUGAUUAGUAUCUGUCCCCAGUUACAGGUUAGUGAGCACUUGUUCCUUGAAUGGACCAAAUAACGGUGUCAUGUAAUGGUAAAAGAUACUUUCAACUGAAGUUGCUGGAGCUUCCAUUACUCCCACAAAGGCAUCCACUGACGAGGAUAAUUCCACAGCUCUGGAAGUGAGGCUGGUAGACUUGGUUAUGGCGAAAGUCCUGACAAUGGCAGUAUCCAUUUUCAUACGAGUCUAUGAAAAUUAACUCCUGCCUGCAGGAUCAGAAAUAUAUUCAUGCUGAGCAGGUUAUAGACUCUUUUGCCAUGUAAUUCCCUUCAACUUGAUUUUGAUGGUUUGAGAUAUAUGGGAAAUAAUCUGAACGGCAUAGUUAUAAUACUCUCUGAAUCCUGUCUAUCUUUUCAAGUAGCAUACAGCAUAUAUUUUUGCAGUACUAGCUUUACUAUUUUGUCAACAUAGAAACAGCCUUUCCUCAAAGAUCUUCUACACUAUACUGUACUGACAAUCAUCAUGUAACCUGCUCUGAUUUAUUGUGUUGUUUCAUUUGCAUAUUUAUGUAGGCUUAACUUUAAACAACUGAUUCCAGUCUCCAGUACUCUGUCCUAAUGUUCACAGGUGACUUAUUUCAAACUACUGGAAGAAAAUCACUUUAUAUUGCAUCUACCUCCAUUUACACUAAACUGUAAAAGAGAAAUUCAUGUAAAAUAAACAGUCAGCUCUUUCAACUCU
Molecule: messenger RNA, 6488 nt
Organism: Athene cunicularia (burrowing owl)
Lineage: Eukaryota; Metazoa; Chordata; Aves; Strigiformes; Strigidae
Gene: CGNL1
Product: cingulin like 1
Exons: 20
Coding region: 336-4382 (1348 amino acids)
Cellular component (GO): myosin complex
Source: RefSeq, a predicted model, not a curated record